GUUGACCCCGGCGCGAGGGGGGAGUUGAAGCUGUCAUUGCACCUGAAAGGAUACGUUUUGCAAAGCGUUUCUGUAGCGUGACGGUCACCUGCUCCUGACGUGCUGUCCCUGAUGGGCGGCUGGUCUCGGAGUGCGGUGCUGGAGCUGUACAGAGCGCUGCUCCGGGCGGGGCGCCACCUGCAGUACACCGACCGCAACUACUACCGGAACGCGGUGGCCCGGGAGUUCCGCCGUUGCCAGGCGCUGACGGCCCUGCGGGACAAGGAGGACGCGCUGAAGAGGGGCCAGUUCUUCCUCAGCAGCCGGCUGGGGGGGCUGGUGUAGGGUUGGCGUCGGGAGAAUUACACAUUCUGCAGUCCGUCUGGGAACCGGAGAAUUUCUAAAGUCUGGCCUUGGACCAGUUUUAGAGCGGAGCAAGAUGGCGGGAGUUAACGGCAACCGAAAGGGGAAGAAAGAUGACAACGGGAUGGGCACAGCCAUCGACUUUGUUCUCUCCAAUGCCAAACUGGUGCUGGGGGUUGGAGGGGCUGCCAUGCUGGGCAUCGCCACCCUGGCUGUCAAACGAAUGUACGACCGUGCAAUAAGUGCUCCGUCCAGCCCAACCAAGAUGGACCAGUCGGGGAAGAGGAGCUGGGAGGAGCCUAGUUGGCUGGGCUCAUCGCCAAGGUUACUGAACAAUGACAUGAAGUUGACAGUGAGCCGUUCCCUGCAGACGUUACCCACUUCUUCCAAUGCCUUUGAACCAGACCGCGUGCGGCAUGCGGCGGGGCGUGGCGCUGCGGGUCCGGCGAAUCUGCACCGCGCCCGGCUGCGCCUCUCUCUGCAGGAGCGGCUGUGGAGCUUCUAUCGGGAGCAGGUGGCCAUCCCCGGAGAGGAGCAGGCCAGCGCCCGGCGGGCUGCCCUGGACAUCUGCGCCGAGCUCAGGGUCUUCCUGCACGCCAAGCUCCCCGACAUGCCCCUGAGGGAGAUGUUCCUGAGCGGCAGCCUCUAUGACGACCUGCAGGUGGUUACCGCAGACCACGCUCAGCUUAUGGUCCCCCUCGUCCUGGAGAAGAACUUGUGGGCUCCGGUGCCCGGGGAGGACACCAUCAUGAACGUGCCUGGGUUUUGGCUGGUGCGGCGGGAGAACCUGGAGUACUUCCCCAGGGGGAGCAGCUACUGGGACCGCUGCUUGGUAGGGGGCUACCUCUCCCCCAAGACGGUGCUGGAGGUCUUUGAGAAGCUGGUGGCAGGCUCCAUCAACUGGCCGGCCAUUGGGAGCGUGCUGGACUACGUGAUCCGGCCGGUGGUGCCCUCGGAGACGCUGACCCUGGAGGUGCAGUACGAGAAGGAGCGCCGGCUGUACGUGGACUUCCUGCCGCUGCUCACCAUGGGCGACGGCGUCUCCCUGAUCGCCAAGCCCCACCGCUGGGCCGAGCGGCACGAGAACCUGUGGCGGCAGAGCUUCCGGGUGGCGGAGACGGCGCGGCUGCGGGCGCUGGACCAGGAGGACGGGGGCUGCCGCUGCCUGUGCCUGAAAGUGGCCAAGGCCGUGUGCAAGCUGAACCCUGCCCUCUCGCGACUCACGGCCAGCCAGCUGACCAACGCCCUGUUGCUGCUGAGCGAGACGGAGGGGGACUGGACCCAGGACGCGCUGGCCGACCGCUUCCUGCAGCUGCUGCGCGCCCUAGUGGGACACCUAGAGGCCGGGAGGCUGCCCUGCGCCCUCUGCCCCAAGGUCAACCUCUUCUGCGAGCUGACUCCGCAGGAGGUGGACGAGCUGGGCUACACCCUCUACUGCGCCCUCUCUGACCCCGAGAGCCUGCUGAGGACAGCCUGACCCCGCCCCUGUCACAUGGUAAAGGGCCAAUGACGAGACGGCGACGGGGUUCGUCAGGACUGAUGCUUUCAGAAAGUCUGCCGCCUACAACUUCUGUAAACGAUGAUAGCCUCACGCCCAUCUCACUGUGUGAAUGGCUUUAUCCGCAUUUUAAAGCUCUGUCUCCUAAUGCUUUUGCCUACAGAUCUCUGUUCUUUUAUUAUUUCUGCCCCAGCUUUCAGUUCGUGCUUUAUGUAAGAUGGAAAAAAUACCACUGUGGUAUUUCAAAACAUGCUGCCCUUUAUAUCAGUAACUUUGGAGUUUGAAACAGCUUUCUCUAUGUAAAGCCUUUAAAAAAAUACCCAAGAGCUCUGCUGAAAAGUUAAGGCAACAGAUUCCUAAUAUAGAUCAGAUAAUCAGCUCAGUGCAUUCUACACUGAGAAUUCUGUGUCGGCCAUUUGUGAAGCUACAAGUGUUCUUAUUUGCUGGCUCGUUGUGAACAUUCUCAAAGAGGCGUUACCUAGAACCGAACAUCCCAUAGUCAACAUAGGAGCACAUACAGCACCAGAACCUGCUAAAAGGAGGACAGGGUAGGCAGAAGCUGAAUAUCUGGUCAAAAUAGCUUUUCUGUGAUAAGAUCUCAUAUGAUUGUGACUCAGCAGAACAGAAGAGAAACAUAUUUAUUUUUGAAAAUAGCAUGUUGA
Megalops cyprinoides (Indo-Pacific tarpon) is the source of this 2502-nucleotide messenger RNA. RefSeq names its product mitochondrial elongation factor 1 (gene mief1). The record is from RefSeq and is a predicted model, not a curated record. The coding region runs from base 419 to 1819 and encodes 466 amino acids. Gene Ontology annotation, biological process: mitochondrion organization; positive regulation of mitochondrial fission. The transcript has 6 exons. Gene Ontology annotation, cellular component: mitochondrial outer membrane. NCBI's taxonomy places the organism in Eukaryota, Metazoa, Chordata, Actinopteri, Elopiformes, Megalopidae.